AUGGACAGCCUUAUAACACCCUAUCAAAAUGCUUUCAUUAAAGGCAGGAACAUUACUGAUAACAUUCUUAUUGCUCAUGAGAUUCUGGAUGUGCUUAGGAAGAAAAAAGGUAGACAGGCUUGCUUUGGAGUUCUUAAAAUUGACAUGAGUAAGGCCUAUGAUAGGGUCGACUGGACUUUUCUUAAGGCUGUCCUUACUGUUAUGAAGUUUGAGGAAAGAUGGAUUCAGUGGAUAAUGGAAUGUGUGACUUCUGUUAGUUAUACAUUGCUUGUUAAUAGGAAUCUAACAUCCUCUUUUAAGCCUUCCCAAGAACUACGACAGGGAGAUCCUCUCUCUCCCUAUUUAUUCCUGUUUUGUGCCAAUAUCCUUUCUAUUGCCUUAUUGCAAGCUGAAAAUCAGAAACAAUUAAAAGGUGUGAAGAUUGGUAGGAAUGGUCUCUCAUUCACUCAUCUCCUUUUUGCGGAUGACUCUCUUUUCUUUUUCAAAAAGGAUGAUAUGUCAGUUACAAAAUUGAUUGCCAUCUUGGACUGGUAUUGUUCUAUCUUUGGACAGAAAAUUAAUUUGGAAAAAUCGGAUCUCUAUUGCUCUCCUAACAUGGCUGCUGUGGACAAAGAAUCUCUUGCUUCUACACUUCAUGUCAAUCUGGUUCAGAAUCCAGCUAAGUACCUUGGAAUGACUUUUAAGAUGAGGGGAAAUAGAUGCGCAGACUUUCAUUUUCUGGUAGAUAAGCUCCAUUCUAGACUUCAAGGUUGGAAGGCUAAACUCUUAUCACAAGCUGGUAGAACUACACUCAUCUCUUUUGUUCUCCAAUCUCUUCCCCUCUAUGCUUUUUCCUGUUUCAGGGUACCUGAUACCAUUUGCAACAAAAUGGAUGCCGUUGUAAGAGCCUUUUGGUGGGGGCAUGAGACUGGGGAAAGGAAAUUACAUCUAAUCAAAUGGGAUAGAGUUUGUCAACCUAGGAGGCUAGGGGGGCUUGGUCUGAAAAAGUUCAAAACAAUGAAUCAAGCCAUGAUCACCAAACAGUUCUGGCGUAUUCAUCAUAAUCCUCAUUCUUUUCUAGCUAGGACCUUCAAAGCAAAGUAUUUCCCUAGAGGACCAAUUCAGGAUUGUUGCCCCAAACCACACCAUUCAUGGUUUUGGAAAAAAAUCAUUAGACAAGAAUGUCCAACUUUGAGGGAAGGAAGAUGGUGGAUUGGGGAUGGUUAUAAUAUCCCUCUCAAGCAUAAAGACUGGGUUCAAUGGUCUCCUCUUAAUCUUCAAGACCAUAGACUUCCUACUGGAACUGUGGGAGACUUAAUUAACCACACAUCUGCCUCUUGGAACUAUAAUCUAGUUAGAGAUCUCUACCCCCCUUCUUUAGCUAGAAAAAUCUUUCAAAUUCUCAUCUCCAAAACAAACUCUGUUCAGGACAAAUUGGUUUGGAAACACUCUUCUGAUGGGGUGUACAAUGUUAAGAAGGCCUAUGAGAUUCUUAACUUAGAGCAAUUACAACCUUCUAAUCAUAAUCCUUUUUAUAAGGUGGUGUGGACCAAACUCUGGAAAGUGAAAACCCCUCUGAAAAUAAACACUUUUGUGUGGAAGUUGCUUCUGGACAGCUUACCUACAUUUUCCAAUCUUAGGAGUAGAGGAAUCUCAGCUGACUCUAAUUGUCCUUUCUGCAAUGAGCAUGAGGAGACCAGCACUCAUUUAUUUCUUUUAUGUUCCUUUUCGAGAGCUUGCUGGCAUGGCACCACUUUAGCCAUACACUCUUCUGACUUCAAUAACUUGUCUGUGCAGCAGUGGCUAACUGGGGUUAUCACCAUGCACAACAACAAGGAUCCUAAUGUUAUGAACUAUCUGCAAGCAUUAUUCACAACCUUGUGGUCUAUUUGGAAUCACAGGAACAAAGUUGUUCAUGAGGGUAUUUCUCCUAAUCCUAUGAAUGUAAUUCUCAUGGCGCAAUCUCUAUCUUGCAGGUAUAAGGAUGCAUUCUCAGAACAGCUCAGCUCAAACCAGUCCCCAAGAAUAUCAACAACUCCAGUCCAAUCCGCAGUUGGAUCCUGGCAAUUAAUUAUCAAAGUUACUGGGUUCAGAGACAAGAAGAGGAAUAGAAGUGCUUUUGGUUUUGAAGCUGUCAACAUACAGGGAGAAAGUGUCUUCCUUGCUGUGAAUAGUAGCCUAGUUGGAGCAGCAGAGGAAUUUUUGCUUGAAGCUGUGGUGGAUGCCUGCCUUACAGCAAAAUAUCAUGGGUUUCAUAGUAUUUUGUUCCUAAGUGAUAGCAGAGGAUUGGUCAAGCUUUUCAAUACCAGGAAGGCUUUUGAUUGGCAAACUAACUAUAGGCUUGCUGAUUUAAAUUUUCUUGUACAAAAUGGUCUCCUCUGCCACAUGAUCCUUGUUCCUCAUAUGCUGCUUAAAACUUUAUGUAACGUUGCUAAAAAGGCAGUACAGGUGCCUAUUAAACACUACUGGUUGAACCCAGCUCUUUUGUAA
Molecule: messenger RNA, 2469 nt
Organism: Quercus lobata
Lineage: Eukaryota; Viridiplantae; Streptophyta; Magnoliopsida; Fagales; Fagaceae
Exons: 1
Coding region: 1-2469 (822 amino acids)
Source: RefSeq, a predicted model, not a curated record